Molecule: messenger RNA, 6845 nt
Organism: Gigantopelta aegis
Lineage: Eukaryota; Metazoa; Mollusca; Gastropoda; Neomphalida; Peltospiridae
Product: neurexin-4-like
Exons: 26
Coding region: 52-3990 (1312 amino acids)
Source: RefSeq, a predicted model, not a curated record
CCUGAAGUCACGUGACUAUAAAGUUUGGAGAGAUGGCAUAGAAUCUGGAGAAUGUUGCGCUAUUUACUACAACUCUUGCCCGUUGUGGCAACAUUAUUUUACUUAUCAGCCGGAGAUCGUCUACGAGAGGUUCAUAUAUAUGAUGAAUGUCCGAAGGAGUACCAGUUUCCUCUUGGUGUCGGCUCGGGCAGAAUAAAAGAUGACGCAUUCUGGGCAUCGUCUUCCAACAAGAAACGGCCACCACACAAUGCCAGACUGGGAGAUCCAACAGGAGCAUGGACGGCAGAUAUACAGAAUGCACUGCAAGUGGUUGGUGUUGAUUUGGGAGCGGACUAUUUCGUCACGGCGAUCGCGACACAGGGUCGACAGGGGAGCGAGGAGUUUGUUACAGAGUAUUUCAUGGAGUACUCCGAUGAUAAGGAGACGUGGCAGAUCUACACCAAUGAGUUCGGGAUUCCGGAGAUGUUUAACGGCAACGACAACAGCUACAAGGUGGUUCAGAACACACUGAUGUACCCAGUCGUGGCACGCUACAUCCGCUUCAACCCGCAGCGUUGGAGCAUGUUCAUAUCCAUGAGGAUCGAGAUCUACGGCUGUUUGUUCAAAUCGUAUGUUGCAUCAUUCGACGGCAACAGUCGUAUGGAGUAUGAUCUGAGCCAGCAGUCGGUGCCCCUGGAGAACAACUUGUUGGAACUGCGGUUCAAAACCAACAAACCAGACGGCAUUCUGUUCUACGCCAGUGGUAACCAGGGCGAUUUCAUGCUGCUCGAGAUGCGUAGAGGAUACAUGUAUUUCAAAAUCGAUUUAGGAUCGACUCAGACGAGUCGUGGAAGGACAGAGGUCAAGGCCGGUAGUCUGCUUGAUGACCACCAAUGGCACGACGUCGUCAUCAAGCGUUGGAAGAAAAACCUUGUCGUCGUCGUAGAUCGAUUGCUCAACAAAGUGGAGACGAAUGGACUCUUCUACCGACUCGAUUUAGACAAGUUUCUGUAUCUUGGCGGUUUGCCGUACUUCAGACAGGAUGGCGUGGAAGUAAAGUACAACUUUACAGGAUGUAUAGAGAACGUUAACUUCGAUGGGGCUAGACUCGUACAGGACGCCCAGGCAGGAACGUCUUCAGCCAUACGACGAGUCGGGGUUGUGGCGUUUAACUGUGGUAUUGCAUCUGCGGUUCCAGUAACAUUUGCAUCCAGUGAGUCAUAUUUGAAGGUAGAUGCUCCGGCUGGAGGCCCCGUGCGGGUCAGUUUUGAAUUCCGAACCCAUGACGAGGACGGGCUGCUAGUGUAUCACCCUCUUUCUGCUGAGAACUCGGGAGUUACUGUGAGAAUUAAUUCUCUAGGUUAUAUUGCCUACAAGGUUGUCUCCCUUACCCAACAAACUAUUGAGGAUGUUGUUCGAAACACUGAUGUGUUGAGUGAAACAAAACAAUUCACCGAUGGUCUAUGGCAUUCGUUUUCUAUUUACGUUGAUAAGACGAAAGUUAACUGCACUGUUGAUCGGAAUGUGAAGGUCUCUGAGCGUUCUCUGAAAAUUGAAGCAAAUACACUUUUCUACAUAGGUGGAAUGGAUUUGGAGCUGGGGUUCCGUGGUUGUAUACGUAAUCUUGAGGUCGCUGCUCGUAUUGUUGACCUUGAGAAAAUUGAUGGCAAGCAAGUGAAAAUUAACAACGCCAACAUCGGAAGUUGUUCCAUUCGAGACAGGUGUACUCCAAACCCCUGUGAGCACGGCGGGAACUGUACCCAGGAUUGGAACAAGUUCUACUGUAACUGUCAGAACUCCGGUUACCAUGGAGCUAUGUGUCAUAUCUCCCAGCACCACAUAUCGUGUACAAUGAUGAAGCUGUACUCUGCUCAGAAUGAAAAGGAUCGUAGAGGACUAGAAGAUGCAAUAAUCGACCCCGACGGUUCCGGCCCUCUCAAGCCCUUUAAGGUCAAAUGUGAAAUAGAUGAUCAAGGUAAAACCAUAACCCACGUGGGACACAACAGUGAGGAGAGCAUCACCGUGGAUGGAUAUCAAGAACCGGGCUCUUAUGUCCGAUUUGUCGAAUACGCCGCCAAUCUGCAGGAACUCACCUUGUUGAUUGAGCGAGCCGAGAGUUGUCGUCAGUACAUUGAGUACAUGUGCUAUAAUGCAAAACUGUUAGCCAAACCUGGAACCGAUCUGCAACAGACCAAGACGUACGGUUGGUGGGUGGGUCGGACCUACCAGCCGAUGUAUUACUGGGGUGGUGCGGCACCAGGGUCAUUCAAGUGUACAUGUGGACUAGACGAGAAGGGCUGCAUUGGCGCCAGUGACACGUGCAACUGUGACGCUGGCCUGCCACAGCCGACAUCUGAUAAAGGAUACCUUGUCCACAAAGACUUCUUGCCUGUUCUUGAGCUUCAUUUUGGCGACACAGGCACGGUCACCGACACCAAGGUGGCGUCUCAUAAACUGGGGAUUCUCGAGUGUACUGGAGAUGAUUUAUUCGACAACGUGAUAACUUUCCGUAAAGUCGAUGCAACUCUGCAAUUCGCGACGUUUGAAGCAAAGAACGCUGGUGACAUCUGGUUUCAGUUCCGCACAACGGCGACCGACGGCGUUAUGAUCCACAACACAGGAAUCCAAGACUUCAUCGAAAUCAGACUGUUCCAAACUGACAAGAUUCAGUUCCGUUUUAACGUUGGUAAUGGAAUUCAGGUGGUGACGUUCAACUCCCCAACCCCUCUGAAUGAGGAUACAUGGCACACAGUGCACGUGGAACACAACCGUAAAGAGGCCUGGAUGAAGGUGGACGACUUCCCGGCAGUCUACCGGGCGGGAGACGCAGACCUUGUCCGCAUGCUCGAUCUAACCAGUCCUCUUAUCGUAGGAGCGGCGGUUGACUUCAGUGAUGGCUACGUGGGCUGUAUGCGAGGUUUACGGGUCAACGGACAGCUGCUGGACAUGAAGGGAAUCGUGGAGCGUGAAGAGGUCACAUACGGGGUUACGCUCGGCUGUAUUGGGAAGUGUGCCAGUUCACCAUGCUUCAACGGAGGGACAUGCCGAGAGAAAUACUCUGGAUAUACCUGUGACUGUUCAUACACGCCUUUCCGGGGAUGGAUGUGUGGUCGAGAGGUUGGUGUCAACCUGCAGACUAACUACAUGGUUCUGUACACGUUUGACGAGACACAGGGAUUGUCCGCAUCCGACUUCCAGCAUGCCAGGAUCGGGUUCUCCACCAAGCGCAAACAGGGAAUUCUCAUGCAGAUGAGAAACAAGGAGAACACGGAAUACAUCUCUGUCGAAAUGAACAGCAACGGUGGAGUGAGAGUUGCUCUGGAUAUUGGAUUUGAACGAGACGAAGUUAACACACCAAACAUCGGAAUCGAUUUCGCCAAUGGUCAGCAACACGAGGUCAAGGUCACCCGACUGAACAAAGGAAAAACACUGAUUGUACAGGUUGACGAUUACCCACCAGGAAAUAAAACCUUUGAUGUGUCUGACACAAGUGACACCAUCCUCGACAACCCAAAAUACCUCUUCAUCGGCAGCAAUGACACAUCUAACACCGGCCGUGGAUUUGAAGGGUGUAUAUUCCGAAUGCAGGUGGACAACAUCUUCCCACUGAAACGAGCUUUCCAGGAUCCACCGCCGACCUUCAUUUCUCUUAUACCGAAAGGUAAAGUGCGAGAGGACAUGUGUGGGUUCGAGGAAAUCACCCGUGCUCCAGACCCUAUCGAGACACGACCUCGGGGAGGUGAUGUCGUAAACGUGACGUAUCCGUAUAACCCAAAUCCAGGACAACUCAACACUCUUGAGAGAAUCAUUCUCGGAGUUGUGCUUGCGGUCGUGUUUUUCCUCAUUAUCCUGGUGAUCGGCGUGAUCGUGAAGAACAAGGCGUGUGAGGGGGGAGACUAUGAGACCGAGGAGGCGAAAGGGGCAGAACUUGCUGACAACCCCGACACGGCCGUCGUAUACAACCAGACAGGGUUGCCUGAGAUUGAGAAGAGACAGGAGUGGUUUAUGUAGACCAGCACAAUGCUGGCGAGAAAACAACUCAAACCACACCAGCGAUAAAAACUCAUUAUUACACUAGUGAGAAACUCAUUAUUACGCCAGGGAGUAAACAAGUCAUUACACCAGCGAGAAAACAACUUAUUACACCAGCGAGAAAAACUCAUUAUUACACCAGAGAGGAACUCAUUAUUACACCAGGGAGUAAACAACUCAUAUUAUACACCAUUAAAAAAACCCAACUAAUAUUACAUCAGUGAGAAAGCAACUCUUAUUACACCAGCAAGAAAAACUUGUUAUUACACCAAGAAAAAUAAUUUAUUACACCAGCGAGAGAAACUCGUUAUUACACUGGCAAGAAAACAACUGUUAUUACAACAGUGAGAUAAGAUUGUUAUUACACCAGCAAAACAACAACUCUUUAUGAAAGCUGCAAUCUCAAGGAUAUUUGUACAAUUUCUAUUUAAAAAGAAGACCAUCAAUAUUAACAUUGGUACCACUGCAAGUCAUUCUUCAUUAUCCUCCAGCUGGUCUUGCUAAUCCGAUUCGCACAAGAAUAUGUUAUUCUCCAUUUUUAACAUUAAGAGGUAUUACAAAUGUGGCGACAAUUUGUAUAUUGUAUGAAGGCAGCUGAUAACAACUGUUGUUACUGAUAACACAAUUUUUUAAAUAAAACUUUAGUUGUAUUUGUAUAUAUAUGUAAAUGAUUUUAAACGAUUUUAAAAUGGUGACUUGAGAUUUUAGCUUUUAAUAAUGGAGGGGGAAAAUCCAUAUGCAAAACAUCUUAAAAUGUUUUGAAUUGUUUUUAGUAAAGAGUUUUAAGACCUUGUAAUCAUUUUGAAUAGAUCUUUAGAGAAAAAGGUUGACAAAAAGUUAGCGAAAACAUUUUGAGCCAACUGAUGCAAGAGACAAAAGAAAAAAAAGAAGUAUUUUUGAAAAAUACACAGAAUAUAAUAAUCGUAAAGAAACAAGAUCAGUUGAAUGUUAAAAGAUGGGUGCACAUUUUUGUACCCUACUUUUUUCUCAUGAUGUGUGUCCGAUUUAACAGAACUAUGGUAUUUAAAAGCUUAGUAGGUUGUGAAAUACUCUCUUGUCAACAAAGUUUAGAGUUUGAAAAAACAGUGAGCAUUUGUUUAUAUCCUUGGCACCCCCAACCCCUAGAUUGACCAAUAGAAAUAUAUUAAAAUAUGGCAUGUUCACGACAAAAACCUUAUUCGUUUUUGUGUCCGAUUUCUUAUUGAUUACAUUAGGUCUUUAGCUUGGGAUUAAUAUCUACACCAAGAAAUUACAAUAUUUAUAGUGUUUCAUUUUGUAAAGGAAAAUGUUAUAUGCAUAUUGGAAUCGGUCAUUUAUAUUGCAUAAAAUUGUUCAGAUUACAUAUUAAAAUACGUGGAACCGAUAUUUUUUAAUUGUAAUUUUGGGGCAGGUGGAUGAUAAUUAUAAAAUAGUUUUCAGUUCGAAAGCACUAUAUUGAUGGAUAAAUUUAUUAGUUUUUAAAAAAAUAAUUUUAAUAUUCACUUUAUGAAAACAUAAACUGAUUUUACACUUUGGUGAUUAAUACCCAUUAUCAUUGAUUAAGCAGGAUUGAAAAAAAUUAUCAGUGAUGUUAAUUUUAUAGCAAAAUAUAUAAUGAACUUCAAUCUGUCUUAGUUUGACACAAUAAAAGCUUAUUAUGUGUACUAGGAGUGUCGAGCGUUCUCGUUACACGAGCUUGGUAAAUCGUUUUGACACUGCGGUUAGUUGGGGAAUGCUGUCACAUUUCCCCCCCAAUUUAUGAAUACUUCAGCUAUAUAUUUUAAUACUACAUAUUCUAUAGUAUUCAGAUUUAUGUUUUAUAGGCAUUACAACACGUUUUUCUUAUCUAUAAUAUAUAAAAAAAUUUAAACUGCAGGUUUUGGAAAAAAUAAGGCUGUAAAUUAUGUAGAAUACAUGUUGUUUUUUGUAAAUAUAUCUACGCAGUUAGUUUUCUGUGAUAACUGCUGAAGUUUGCUAACCGUAGAUGAUUAUUCAAUCUGAAGAUUUGUGCCCACCAUCUUUAAGUUGAUGUUGAGAAUGUGACAAUUUUAAUUUUGUCAAAUUACACCUAUGGUGCUGUUAAAAUUGUUUAAAAAAAUUGUCUUGUCACUUUUUUUUUCCUCUUCUUACAAAACUGUCUUCAUCAUUAAUUCUGUCAUAAUUAUAUGUAUUGUAUGUCUUGAUUUAUUUACGUUGUAUGUUGUAACAGGUAUAUCAUAAUUAUAUACAUUGUAUAUGUCUUUGCUUCAUCCACAUGGUAUAUAAUAGGCAUAUCGUAAUAUAUACAGUGUAUGUCUUUUGAUUUAUCCACGUGGUAUAUAAUAGGCAUAUCAUAAUAUAUACAGUGUAUGUCUUUUGAUUUAUUUUACAUGGCAUGAAAUAGACAUUUCAUAAUUCACUACAUUGUGUACAUUUUCUGAUUGAUCUAGUGUGAAAUAGACGUAGUCUACAGAUCUGCCUAAUCAUAUAACUUUUUUUAAACUAGUAAACCAAUUUGCAGAAUUAAAAUAUAUGCCAAUUUAUUUUUUUAAAUUUUAAAUAUUGAUUUUUUUUUUUAAAUUGGUAAACUUGUACAAAAUAAAAGUGAAAGCACAAAUAUUUGUUGCUAAGUAUAAAAUAGUCUUCUUAAGAAAACACAUGUAUUUUAUUCUUACUGCAAAACUUUACUGUUGAUCAUUAAAUUGAUGUUAAAGGGACAGACGCUAGUUUCAACUCACGAAAAUUAACACUUAAGUUUGGUUAAUCUACAAACCUGUAACACAUUUGGAUAAAGUUACAACAGAGUGAAACAAGAGUAUGUGACUUUGAAAUGGUGAAAUAUCGUUUACAAAUAGACUAAAACUCGACCCCAUAAC